Papilio machaon (common yellow swallowtail) is the source of this 2111-nucleotide messenger RNA. RefSeq lists its product as uncharacterized. The transcript is spliced from 3 exons. Bases 180 to 2111 code for a protein of 643 amino acids. NCBI's taxonomy places the organism in Eukaryota, Metazoa, Arthropoda, Insecta, Lepidoptera, Papilionidae. The record is from RefSeq and is a predicted model, not a curated record.
AUUUUUCUACACGGAUAAAAGUGUAUUUUAGAGAGUCAUGUAUUAUGUGAAAAGUAAUAAAGUUGAGAAACAAUAUUUCAAUUUUAAAACUUAAACUGGUGCACUUUUUACAACCGUGCGUUGUAAAGGAUUCUGAUUUUUGGUAAUGCUUAAAGAAUCAAAAAAAAGGCUAUAGUAACAUGAAACCGCCUUCUGAUACUUUUAUUUGUCCUAGAAAAAGUAUUUCGUUUUGCCCACGUAAGCUGGACAGUAAUACACAAAUCAAAACCAUUUAUCCUCAACAGUUUAAAAUUUACAAUGUGUGCAGUCCAGUUUUGCAACCCAAAGAAAUAAAAUUGCUUCAGAAAUUAUUAAAGUCCAGAGCCGUGUACGAUGACACUAGGAAUCAAGUUUGUGAAAGUCUGACUAGUAUUAAUGGUAAAUGUGUGAAGAAUCUGUCACCAUGUGAAGCUCAAAAAAUUAAAGCUAUAGUCCAGUUUAUUAACAAUGUAGACAAAGGCUCUGCCAUGCUACCCAUAAAGGAUCGUAAACAAACUUGUUGCAAUGAAAAAACAUCAUGCACACGGCCUUGCUCACGAGAGAGGUCCGUUCGGUCACAGGAGCCGUGCGCGGAGGUCACUCCCGAAAAGCCACGCAAACAGACAAAUGUAUUUAUAAAGCGAGUGGUCAAAAAAUGUUGUAAUAGAACUACGUGCGUGCAAGUUCAAGCAAUAGAAAGUAUUGACGACGAUAGUCGUAGCGCUAAAGGUAAAAGCUCCUGUGAUACUAAGGACAUAAUGAAAUGUUUUCCCCUUGAAAAAGACCUGUUAAAUAGUUUGCCCAAAGAAUGUCGUAAUUUUGUGAAAAGCUGUACGAAGCUAGAUUGUACGAAAGGUAAUGAUUUAAAAAUGCCAUAUAUUGCAAGAUGUUGUAUCAAGAAAAAACUUUGUGAUGAAAAACCACUCGUCCAAGUGAAGAGUAGCAAAAAUAUUGGAUGUCAAAAGGAGAUCACCUGCAGGAAGGCAUCUCAAGCUAAAAUAUCUCUGUUUAAAAAAGGAACGCAUACCGAUCCUUUUCCAAAAGGAGGUUGUUGUGCUAAAGUUAAAGCCAAAUUGAAACCGAAGCCUUGCAUGAGUACUCGCUCUUUGAAUUCAAUUAUAAAUAGUACAGAAAAAAUAUGUGGGAAACAGUGUCCAAGAAAAGCUAUUUUAAAGAAAUGCGAUGUAUGUAAAUGUAAUAAAAAAACUCAAACCAAAAAAGUGGCAAAGAAAGAUGUAAAACAAAACGCAAAAGGAAAAAACGCUAAGAAAAAUGCGAGUUGUAUAAAAUUGAAUGUCGAAGAUAAUAAAAAAGAUAAUACAAGUGCGAUUGUGUGUGUUAAGAUGUUCAAAGAUGAGAGGAAUCCAAAUUGUAGUCCACCGAAAAGCGAAACCUUUAGACUUGAUACAUAUCUUGAUAAAUCGCGCCCAGCGUGUCCUACAGCUGUUUAUAAAUGCCGAAAAAAUAACACCAAACCGAAAUGUCGCUCACAAUCCUGUAAUACUCUCGAAGAAAAUCAAUAUACGUGCGUACCAACAAAAAUGAAGAAACACAAAAAAGGAAAGUGUCCUGGAGAAAAAUGUGGAACGUGUCCAGGGAAACAUAAACACGAGUGUCCAGCAAAAGAAAAAUGUGAGAAGAGGUGUUGUACAGCUAAAAAACAUGAGACCUGUCCAGCAAAACCACCGAAAUGCCAAGUCGUUCGAAUUGGUUCUAAUUUUAGUUUCCACAUAGAAUUUUAUAAAAAUAGAACGAAAGAACGACGGCCGACAAAAUGCAAUAAAAAAAGCUGCAAGAACAAAGGGUCCUUCACUAAAUGUGAGCCACCGUUAUGUAAAGCACAUAAGUUUAAAUCUGUUGCCACUACAACUAAACCGAUGUGUUGUUCAGUAUGUUACUGCAUAAAAAAAAAUCCCCAGAAGAGUAAACCCAAACCGCCCAAACCAGCCGCCCCAAGUUUUAACCCGACCUCUUGUUCAGUAUGUUAUUGUAUAAAACCUGGGAAACGUAAACCUAAAUCUAGCUGCUUGAAACCGACUUGCUGCUCAGUGACGGCCUACAAACCAUCAUUAGCUACAUCUGAAUCUGCCUAG